GUUUAGACGCCAUUCGGGCAUGCUGCUCCUGGCGCGCGGACGGAGCCGGGUGGGCACCCGGGGGAUCUCGGUACUGCACCUCAAUGGCAGCCUCUCGGACGAGUCGGUCACGUCAGUCGUCGCCUCGGGCUUCCUCGCCUGCCUCGCGCAGCAGAAUGCGCGGCGCGAAAUGGCCAACAACAUCAAGUACACGCCCGACUCGUUCACGCUCGUCGAGCGGGACCUUUGGCACCCGGAGCUGCCGCGCUUCUGCAAGGCCACGAUGAACAGCAGCUACCGCGUCCUCCUCGGCGAAGGCUCUCCAGACGACGAAGCGCAGAUCGCGCCGAUCCGGUCGCUGACUGCCGAGCUCUUGGCCGCCGACUGCAUCGUCAUCUCGGCGCCGGUUUGGAACCACAGCGUCCCAUAUGUGCUCAAGCAAUACAUGGACUGCGUCGUGCAGCCCAACAUGACGUACUGCAACACGACCAAGCAGCCCUUCGUCUCGGGCAAAUCGGUCGUCCUCGUCACGUCGGCAGGUGGCGCCAGUACAAACGUGCCGGAACACGAGUCGGCAUACGGCUUGGUCAAGGCUGUCUUUGGUCGUAUGGGUUACGACCGCAGCCACGUGAUCACGAUCGAGGGGCUGCAGGCGCCCGAGCUGCGCGAGGCCCGGCUGGACAAGGCGCUGAGUGACGCCGAGGAGGUCGCGUCGCACGUGGCAACUGACGCAACCACCUAGUCCGACUUGCUGUACAUAGAUAGAGACAAAAGUAGCAAGACGUGGCCAAUACAGUUUUGGUAGAUGAUGUGAGA
Messenger RNA from Saprolegnia diclina VS20, 795 nucleotides. RefSeq lists its product as hypothetical. Lineage: Eukaryota; Oomycota; Saprolegniomycetes; Saprolegniales; Saprolegniaceae. The coding region runs from base 20 to 721 and encodes 233 amino acids. The record is from RefSeq and is a predicted model, not a curated record. The transcript is spliced from 2 exons.